AUGUCUCGAAUCGAAUACGUUAUUUGUUCGUCGCCGGAGUUCCUUGUUCUGGCACUAUCACAACACCGACCCAAUGUCUUGAGGCCCUGCUGGAGGGGGGAGGCGCAGCGCUACAUGGAAGCAAUCCUUCCGCCUACGGCAAGGCAAGGCAAGAUUGACGAGGGUUGGGGCGAUUCCUCAAAUGACUUGGCUCGUGUCAGCCCCCUCGGACGAGACUAUGACAAGACAAUCCAAGCCCAAGCGGAGCAGGCCAGCCCGCGUGAAGCAAUCUACAUGGGCCCUAGUCUAUAG
Messenger RNA from Penicillium lagena, 291 nucleotides. RefSeq lists its product as uncharacterized. The transcript has a single exon. Lineage: Eukaryota; Fungi; Ascomycota; Eurotiomycetes; Eurotiales; Aspergillaceae. The record is from RefSeq and is a predicted model, not a curated record. Bases 1 to 291 code for a protein of 96 amino acids.